AUGAUUGAUUUUCUAUCCCGACGCGAUAUUUUACCUGUGAUUUUUUUUUUUUUUAUGAGCGAACAAUACGAGAAAAAGGAAAGCGCUAUCGAACUAUCUAUCUAUCUAUCUAUCUAUCUAUCUAUCUAUCUCAGUCUAUUUCCUCUCGGGUCUAUUUCCUCUCAGGACUAUUUCCUCUCAGGACUAUUUCCUCUCAGGACUAUUUCCUCUCAGGACUAUUUUCUUCUCAGGACUAUUUUCUUCUCAGGUCUAUUUCCUCUCAGGUCUAUUUCCGCUCAGGACUAUUUUCUUCUCACGUCUAUUUCCUCUCAGGACAAUUUUCUUUUCAGAACUAUUUUCUUAGGACUAUUUCCUCUCAUAGACUAUUUUCUUCUCAGGACUAUUUUCUUCUCAGGAAUAUUUUCUUUUCAGGUCUAUGUUCUCUCAGGACAAUUUUCUUCUCAGGACUAUUUUCUUAGGACUAUUUCCUCUCAGGACAAUUUUCUUCUCAGGACCAUUCCUAAUCAGGUCAAUUUUCUUCUCAGGACUAUUUUCUUCUCAGGACUAUUUCCUCUCAGGUCAAUUUCCGCUCAGGAGUAUUUCCUCUCAGGACAAUUUUCUUCUCAGAACUUUUUUCUUCUCGGGUCUAUUUCCUCUCAGGACUAUUUCCUCUCAGGACAAUUUUCUUCUCAGAACUUUUUUCUUCUCGGGUCUAUUUCCUCUCAGGACUAUUUUCUCUCAGGACAAUUUUCUUCUCAGAACUAUUUUCUUCUCAGGUCUAUUUCCUCUCAGGUCUAUUUCCGCUCAGGUCUAUUUCCGCUCAGGUCUAUUUCCGUUCAUGACUAUUUUCUUCUCAGGACUAUUUUCUUCUCACGUCUAUUUCCUCUCAGGACAAUUUUCUUUUCAGAACUAUUUUCUUAG
Messenger RNA from Acanthosepion pharaonis, 900 nucleotides. The record is from the annotation of a GenBank genome assembly. Lineage: Eukaryota; Metazoa; Mollusca; Cephalopoda; Sepiida; Sepiidae.